AUUUUGCAGGGCUUAUCCUGGUGUUCAGAACAGACCUGAGGCCUUGGAACAUAAGACGAGCCCUGAAGUUGGGUCGGGGCAAAGGCCUAUGCAAUUUUCCAGGAUGCCUGUUUGGGCUUGAACUAGGACCGAUUCAGUGCUGUGGGUGCAGCUGUGCUUUGACAGGGGCCAGGCUCCUGCCACCGUUCCUGCCUCCCGCUUAGGGGUGUGUGUGUGUAACUGGUUCCCGAUGGCUUCUCAGGUGACCCCCAAGGACUCGUUCCAUUGUGUGGGGAUCAUCUUCUUCCUCCUUGGCCUGGGAACUCUCCUGCCCUGGAACUUCUUCAUCACGGCCAUACCGUAUUUUCAGUCUCGGCUCAUUGUGGGGAACUGCUCAGCUGGCAAGGAGGAGGAUGGGAACUGGACAGGCCUGGGACUUGAACCCUCAUCCCACUGCAGCGACGACUUUAACUUCAGCAACUGGCUGGCUCUUCUUUCCCAGCUGCCUCUGCUCCUCUUCACCCUUCUCAACUCCCUCCUCUACCAAUGCAUUCCGGACAAAGUGCGAAUCCUGAGCAGCCUGAUCGGGAUCCUGCUCCUCUUUGUGCUGACGGCCGUAUUGGUCAGGGUGGAGAUGCCGCCCCAGAGUUUCUUCUCCAUCACCAUGGCAAGCGUCUGGUUCAUUAACUCCUUCUGCGCCGUCUUGCAAGGCAGCCUCUUUGGGCAACUGGGAUCCUUCCCGCAAAGCUACAGCACUCUCUUCCUGAGCGGCCAAGGAAUGGCCGGGACCUUCGCAGCCACCGCCAUGUUGCUCUCCAUGGCCAGUGGCGUGGAUGCUCAGACCUCUGCUUUGAGCUAUUUUGUCACCCCCUGUGUUGGGACCCUGAUCUCGAUCAUCUGCUACAUCUUGCUGCCCCACAAGGAUUUCGCUCGCCACCACCUGCACAAGAAAGCCCAGGAAGAGCCAGGCUACGAGCUGGAGACCAAGGCGGGGCUUCUUUCCCCUGACGAUGGCCUUGGCGCCGUGCCGGGUGCUUCCCAAGGAGGAGAGCCACUGAGCUUGAGCAAUGGGAUUGCCAUCACCCUGGAGCAAGAAGACUCAAAAUGCCCCCCGGAGAUUAUGAACGGGAGCAGUGGGGCAGGCCUGCCUCCGCUGAAACCGUCAGUCCUAGGUGUGCUGAAGAAGAUUUGGCAGAUGGCCCUCUGCAUCGUCAUGGUCUUCUCCGUCACUCUGUCAGUGUUUCCAGCCAUCACUGCCAGCGUCGCCAGCACGUCAGAGAGUGAAACCUGGAGCAAGUUCUUCACUCCCGUCUGCUGUUUCCUUCUGUUCAACGUCAUGGACUGGCUGGGCCGCAGUGCUACCUCCUAUUUCCUCUGGCCAGAGAAGCACCUGCGCCUGCUCCCUGCGGUGGUGGGGCUCCGCCUGCUCCUCGUCCCACUCCUGCUUCUGUGCAACGUCCCCCAGCGGGAAUACCUGCCCAUGCUCUUCCGCCAGGAUGCCUGGUUCGUCCUCUUCAUGGUCGUCUUCUCGCUCUCCAAUGGCUACUUCGUCUCCCUCACCAUGUGCCUGGCACCAAAGCAGGUGCAACCACAUGAGAGUGAAUUGGCGGGAGCCAUCAUGACGUUUUUCCUGGCAUUGGGUCUCUCUUGUGGAGCUGGGCUGUCCUUCAUCCUCAAGGCCUUGCUCUGAUGUCCAGGACUUGGUGCACCUCGACAACAGCAAAGCAUCUGCCUUGAAGACUCGAGGAGAGGCUGGUUGCCCUUCUCUCUCUCCCAGGUGUGCCCUCUGUGUGGCAGCUAAUAUCCUUCUGGGUAUCAAAGUGGGCAUCUGCCACCAUCUUCCAACAAAGGGAACUGCUCUUUUUGGUUUUUCUUUCCUGUAUAUGCAUAAGUUCACGUUCGCUCAGCUACCCUUUUAAAUCCCCAGGAGCCUGAAUGUAUUUUUUUUUAAAGACUCUUGGACUUUUCUGAAAGAUUCCUGGAUUUUUACCAAGCCAAGGGAAGGCUGUGGUACGGAGGGGCCAUUUGCAAGCCCCCUUCCUACGUCCCUGCAGGUGGAGGAGCCACUUUGCCUCUCCCACUUGUGCCUGGCUGAGGACGCACAACAAAGGGGGAUUUUGCAAUAUCAUCACACAUAUUCUUGCUCUCCCUUUGCUUUCAACUUGAGGAAGUAUUGUUGCAUAACAAACAUUUGCUCUACGGAACAUCCUCCUGGAGGGUGACGGUAGGUAAGGAAGGGAGAAGUCCGUACCCAGUCCAUUAAUGGGGUUGGGGUUGUUGCUUUCAC
Molecule: messenger RNA, 2266 nt
Organism: Lacerta agilis (Sand lizard)
Lineage: Eukaryota; Metazoa; Chordata; Lepidosauria; Squamata; Lacertidae
Gene: SLC29A2
Product: solute carrier family 29 member 2
Exons: 13
Coding region: 230-1669 (479 amino acids)
Biological process (GO): adenine transport; uridine transmembrane transport; nucleoside transmembrane transport
Cellular component (GO): plasma membrane; basolateral plasma membrane
Molecular function (GO): nucleoside transmembrane transporter activity
Source: RefSeq, a predicted model, not a curated record